Messenger RNA from Magallana angulata, 981 nucleotides. RefSeq lists its product as uncharacterized. The record is from RefSeq and is a predicted model, not a curated record. Bases 1 to 981 code for a protein of 326 amino acids. The transcript is spliced from 2 exons. Lineage: Eukaryota; Metazoa; Mollusca; Bivalvia; Ostreida; Ostreidae.
AUGAGCGACGAGGAAGAUAAUGUCAUCAAAACUCAGCCGACUAGUCCUUUUGCAUCCGAACCAGUUGACAAAGCGGUCUAUGAGAGGAUGCUGCACACAUUCCAAUCAAUGGGACUAAAUCCAAAGGGAAAUAACCCAGCAGAACUUGGACAAUGGAUGAAAGACUAUAUAGCCCAAACAAAAGAUAUUCCACCAGGUGCUAGUAAAGUGGAACAAACAGGGGUAAGACAAGAUGUAAAACCAAAGAUACCUCCACUCAGUUUACCAUCCGAGGGAUCCAGCAUAUCAAGGACACGAUCUGUGACAACUUUGUCUCCGUAUCCCCCGAAAAUAAGAACAUUCUCCGGUGGAGAUAACAAAGGAGAUACAACCUAUGACAUCUGGAGAUAUGAAGUGAAGAUGGUGUUAAAAGACUCAGGCUACACAAGAGAACAAAAAGAUUUCGCCAUCAGAAGGUCGCUUACAGGAUCAGCAGCCAGAGUAGUCAUGUACCAAGGCCCGGAUAAACCAUUAAGCGAUAUUUUAGAAACAUUAGAUAGCGUGUACGGCAGUGUAGAAAAUAAACAACAGUUAUUAUCAGAAUUUUACGGAGCAAGACAGAGAGGAGAUGAAGACAUCACAGCAUGGAGUGGGAGACUGGAGGAAAUCAUCGGAAAGGGAUUAGAGAAAGGAAUAGUUAGACAAAAUGAAGUGAAUUCCAUGUUACAUUCAAUGCUUUGGACUGGACUGAGACAGGAACUUAAAGAUAUAAGUGGAUAUAAAUACGACAAUAUACACGACUUUAACAAGUUAAGAAUAGCCCUGAGACAAAUCGAAAAAGAUCAUCAGCAAGAUCAACAGAAAACAUCCAAAUCAAAUACAGCUACCACAAAACGCUCCUCAGCAAUACAGAGGAAAUCAACAUUACAGAGGAACACAAUACAGAGGAACAUACAAUGGACAACAGCAGAGAAACUCAAACACGUAUCAAACAUCAGAUGA